GAAAAGCCGUCUGUUUCUUUCUUUCUCUGCUUCAUUACCGUAGACGGUAGACGGUAGACGAAAUAGAAAGAGAUGGAGAUUUUCCAGGAACUCCUUCUAACAGCUGCUCUUUCCAUCAUCUUUGCUUUGGUUAUCUCCAAGCUCGUCGCUUCCGCUUCCCAUCCCCAUUUACAACGCCAGGAUUCUCCACCAAACCUCAUCUCAGCAGUCGAUCUCGCUCCACCAUCCAUCUCAUCGGAGAAGAACGGGGAAAGAUCGGCUGAAGCAUCGAAAUGCAAAGAAGAAGCCGUUCCGAUGCAAGGAAACGAAACGGAACGGAAUUCCGACGGAGGAGAUCAGGCGAUGGCUCGCGAAGUUGAUGGAGAUCGGGGAAAAGGAGCGGCAGAUGUGGAAAUAGAAGAAGAAAGUGAAGCUGUAUUGGAAGAAAAGGCGGUGGUGGAGGAAUUGGUUGGGGAAGAUAAGGGGAUGGUUGAGGAUCGACUCGAUGGUUCGAUUUUUGUUCGAUCUGACAGUGGAGAUUUGGCGAAAGAGAGUGUUGUGGGGAGGGAGGAGGGGAGUGUGGUGUAUGAUGAGGAGGAGUGGGAAGGGAUUGAGAGGAGUGAGCUGGAGAAUCGGUUCGAUGAGGUGGUGAGGUCCGUCAGUUCAGGGAGAGCGGAUGUGUUGGAGAAGGUUGGCAGUGACGUGCAGAUGCAGUUGUAUGGGCUCCACAAGGUUGCAACCGAAGGGCCGUGCUACGAGCCACAGCCAUCAGUUUUGAAGUCUGCGGCACGCUCUAAGUGGCAUGCUUGGCAAAGAUUGGGGAACAUGAAUCCAGAGGUGGCGAUGGAGCAGUAUAUCACUCUUCUUUCUGAUAGCAUUCCUGGUUUGGUGGGAGAAAAACCCAGCGAAGAGAAAGAGGAGGAAGCCAGUAAUUCUCCAGAUGGACUUCGUGGAGCAAAAGCCCUUGAUUCAAGCUCUUUUCCGCAAGAUCAUAUGAGUUCUGAAAAUGACAGGGAACCUGAAGAAUCUCAUUCCGAUGCCAAGCAAGGUGAUCCCGUCGGUGAUCCAAAGUUCCUUGAACAAGCGCAUUCAAUAUCAGAAUUGGCUUGAUCAGGAUGCUCUCCAACCACAGGGGCACUAUUAUGGGGAAACUGAGCUGAUCCUUUCGCCAAGGACAUUAAUUGUUAUAAUCUCGGCCAUAUGUUCUCUGAGGUUGGUGAUGUUUCGUUGUCAAUAAGGCUGUAUAUGUGUGUAUUCGAACUCUUCGUCGUUGUGUGGUUGAGAACAUAAUAUAUUUACGUGUACAUAAUUGCUAUUCCAAAUUGUGCAUCUUU
Molecule: messenger RNA, 1313 nt
Organism: Magnolia sinica
Lineage: Eukaryota; Viridiplantae; Streptophyta; Magnoliopsida; Magnoliales; Magnoliaceae
Product: acyl-CoA-binding domain-containing protein 3-like
Exons: 5
Coding region: 73-1089 (338 amino acids)
Biological process (GO): fatty acid metabolic process
Molecular function (GO): fatty-acyl-CoA binding
Source: RefSeq, a predicted model, not a curated record